Cuscuta europaea is the source of this 425-nucleotide messenger RNA. The record is from the annotation of a GenBank genome assembly. Lineage: Eukaryota; Viridiplantae; Streptophyta; Magnoliopsida; Solanales; Convolvulaceae.
AUACUUCCGAAGGCAGAAGGUCUAACAUAUCCAUUCCCAUUUUCAUCUUUCUCUGCCAACAACAAGUUGUCAAUAUGGAUCCUGUUCUUCUGCUUAUGGUGAAAGUUGAUGGUACUUGGGACAAUGACUACAACUUCAAUUGCAGAUCCACCUUUGCUAUGCAAGUUCUUUUCUCUGCUAACUACACAGCAUUCAUGGAACAAUUAUCUUCCAUAUUUUCUCCUUACAAAUCAAAUAACCACUUUAAUCUUUCUUACAUUGUUGAUGGUUGUCCUCCAUCUGUUUCUAUCCAUGAUGACGAAACGUUUCGUUUUUACCUUUAUCUUAAGUCUCUUCAAACUGAUUUUCAAAAAUCUCCCUUGUGUGUGGAAUUCUUGGUUGAUCAACCUGUUGCACAACCUGUUGUAUCUUGUCCCACAAAUUCC